Molecule: messenger RNA, 596 nt
Organism: Gadus chalcogrammus (walleye pollock)
Lineage: Eukaryota; Metazoa; Chordata; Actinopteri; Gadiformes; Gadidae
Product: phosphoinositide-interacting protein-like
Exons: 2
Coding region: 45-596 (183 amino acids)
Biological process (GO): positive regulation of cation channel activity; phosphatidylinositol-mediated signaling
Molecular function (GO): phosphatidylinositol bisphosphate binding; transmembrane transporter binding
Source: RefSeq, a predicted model, not a curated record
CUGCCCUUUGGAAGUGCCAGGCAGCCCUUCACCCUUCCUGCGGUAUGACCACAGAGACAGACGUCCAGCAGGCAGGGGCCGGCCAUGGGCUAGGUCCUGAACCGUCCCCUCCCUCUCUCCCCCAGGCGUCUCACUCCCCCAGAGAGAGCGAGGGAGAGAGGGAGCGGGCGGCCGGCGGCGGCAGGAUGACGGGGAGCCCAGAGAACAUCCCGCUGGGGGAGUGCCCCCUGUCCCAGUCCCGGGACCAGCUGACGCCCCCAAGCCGCACCGAGAGCACCGUCUUCAGCCUGUCCCGGAGCGAGUCCCUGUGGACCACCGAGGCCAGCGGCCCGGGGAUCUACCAGGUCUACUGGUUCGCCAUCCACCUGAUGACCACGGGGGGCAGCUUCCUGGCCUGCGGCGUCAUCAUCAGUGGACUGUACUUUACGGGAUACCUCGACAAGGUGACCCGCAUCCUGGGCCCGGGCCUGCUGUCCAUCGGGCUGAUGGUGCUGGUGGUGGGCGUGGUCCUCAUCCCCAUCACCAAGAAGAACCGCAAGCAGCCGGUGCUCAAACGCCCACUCAGCUACUACAGGCCACCCCAGUUUAACGUUUGA